Molecule: messenger RNA, 3064 nt
Organism: Nezara viridula (southern green stink bug)
Lineage: Eukaryota; Metazoa; Arthropoda; Insecta; Hemiptera; Pentatomidae
Source: the annotation of a GenBank genome assembly
AAUUUAAUGACAAUUGUCUGGCAUUAGAAAUAAUUAGGAACAAAUUAAAUUGCAAGGUUAUCUAUAUCUAAAAUUAAAAAUUAAAAUAAAGAAAAGGCACUGGUAAACAUAUGAACAUGUGAAAGUUUACAUAUUUGUACACAUUAAUAAUGUAGAUGAUAUAUAAUUAUCUGUGGGAUAACAUUAAAUGUAACUGACAGGUCUGAAAAACAUGAAAAUUAUUUUAUACAUAUUCGGAAGAUCGAUGGCUAAGAUGGAUAAAUAAAUUAUGUUUAAAUGAGCUCAAGGAUGAGGAGUUGAGUACGGAGGUUGGUAGGGAAUUCCAUAAUAAGAUAGCACAACAAGAGUACAGUUCUAUGAGAAGGAAUUAACAGGUUCGAGAGCUGGGAUCUCUUGUUGAACGAAUGGAUAGAGGAACAAGGAGUAAACAAAUCGAGAAGGUAAGAGGAUUUUUUUGUCGAAAAGGUUCCAAAAAGAACUAUUGUCUACAUCUAAGAACUAUUGUCGUCGGAAGACUGGAAAGAAUCAUUUCAACUCGACAUACCAACUGCAGACGUGGGAGCACCGUAAAACUCCAAAAAUAAAUCAAAUGAAACAAUUCAUUAGCCUCUUUAAUCUGGUCUCAAGUCCACCAGACAGUCCACCGUAUACGAGGCAGCCAUAAUCGAAAUGAGGGAAAAUGAGAGAGGAAACUAGGAGCUGACAAAUUUUAAGGAGCAUGGAAUCACGGAAUCUUAGGAAGUGUGGAGUGUGGAAACGGAUAGGUAGGCCAUUGAGGUAGAGUAUUGGAUAAUAAGGAAUGGAAUUAAUCAGAUGCUUGGAACCAAUGAGAAUGGCUUUGGUCUUCUCAGCAUUUAGCUUUACGUCGCUGCAAACUACCCAAGUAUUGAUACUAUCAAUGUCUUCUUGAACCCUUUGGAUCACCUCAAGCAUCUCGGUAGGAUGAACGGAAAGGUAUAUUUGGAGAUCGUCAAGCAUAGAAGUGAUAUUGUGAAUCAGGAAGGUCGAGGAAAGAGUUGGAGAGAGCGAAGAUCCCUGAAAAACUGAGAUGGAGUGAUGAAUAUCUGAAAUAUCUAAAAUAAAGAAAGGCCACAACAAAAAUUUGUAGAGAAUCAAAAGAUUUAUUAUUACAAAUUGAAAUUGCCUUAAUUAAUAUAAGAUACGCAUUUAGUUAAUAAGAGCACAGAAACAAACUGAUAAACAGCUGGAUAUACAUUUGCAACUAUUACGAUUUUUUUCAUAAACGGUAAAUUUUUGUGGUUAAAUGUCGAAAUACUUGUAUAGUAAAAUACCGAAUAAAUUAAUGUCUUAGUCGAAAUUUUUUAUGCAAAAUUUAUUCCCUCUAUCCGUUUACUUUUGAAAUCAUUUGAGUUCCAAAACUUCUCAAUUUUUUCAAUGGCUUCUUAUAAAGUUGAAGAAAUUUGAGGAUCGAAAUUUGGAAUCGUUAUUCUGUAUUAAAUUUUCAUUUAAAUUGUUUCUUUUUCGUCAAAAUUCAUCGCUCCUAUGAGCCAGAAAAGGGAUCUUCAUUACCGUAUUAUAAGUACUCAGGCUAUUUAUAUUUGUUGGUACAUUUUUUAUUAUAAUUUUUUUUAGAUUAGUACAGUGAUACAUAUGUAAAUUUUUCAUAUGUCUUUAAAAUAAUAUUUUAUAAUAUAGAGAUAGGUACUAAAUUUGACUAAUUUAAAAAUUAUUCUAAAUUAUACUAAAAUAAUUGAUUAAAUCUAAAGAUGGCCAAAGCCAAAAGAAGGUCUUUAUUACCAAUGGGCAAUUGGGAAGAAUUCUUGAAAGAUGCCAAACCGGAAUUCGAUACCUUGUUCGAAAUGAAGAUCGAUAAGGAAUAUGGUAAGGAAGAUUUCGAAUUUAUUCGUACAGUUGGAAGGGGCGCUUUCGGUCGCGUCUUCUUGGUAAGAAUGAUAAGUACCGGAGAAUAUUAUGCUAUUAAGGUACUCGACAAAUCGAUCAUAGUUAAGACGAAGCAGGUUAAGCACGCACUAAACGAAAAGAAAAUUCUUCAAGCGAUUAAUUUUCCCUUCUGUGUCUACUUAAAUUACGCCUUCAUGGACAACAGUUACUUAUACUUUGCUUUGCCGUUCAUCGUCGGAGGAGAGAUGUUCAAUCUGCUCAGAAAGUUGAGGAAAUUCGACGAACCAUUGGUGAGGUUCUACGCCGCGCAGAUCUUACUCACAUUCGAGUACCUCCAUUACUGCAACUUGAUCUUCAGAGAUCUCAAGCCUGAAAACAUACUCAUAGAUCAAACAGGAUAUCUGAAACUGACCGAUUUCGGUUUCUGCAAAAUAAUACAAGGAAGGACAUACACGUUGUGUGGUACACCGGAGUACCUGGCACCAGAGAUCAUCCUGAAUAAAGGUUACGGCAUGUCGGUGGACUGGUGGACCUUUGGCGUCCUCAUGUACGAAAUGGCUUCAGGGAUGGCUCCAUUCCAUGCAAGAGAACCGAUGAAAAUUUAUGAGAAAGUGGUCAGCGGAAAGUACAGCAUGCCUAAGCACUUUUCUUCAGAUUUGGCAGAUCUAAUCAGCAACCUUCUUCAGGUGGAUCUGUCGAAGCGUUACGGUAACCUGAAGAAUGGAUCGAACGAUAUAAAGGAACAUCCAUUUUAUAAAGAUAUGAACUGGUUGUCACUAGUUAACUAUAAGGUGCAACCUCCGUAUGUCCCCGUCGUCACAGGAGCUUCCGAUACGAGUAACUUCGAUAAAUACAAAGAAGUAUCAUUGGAAAUAUCAUCAAAAGAUCACUAUACUAAAGAUUUUGAAGAUUUUUAAACUAAACACCGAUAGGAAUAAAACAACGAAAUGAGAUUGAGUUUGUAAAAAACUUAAUCACCGAAGAAAUUGGGAAUAAAGACCAUAUAUUUCGACCUUUAUACUUUUAAUUUUUAAACUACAUAUUUCUACAAUAUAUUUACAUAGAGAGAGGCUUAACCUUCCAUCUACAAAGAAAUUAAUUGUUUUUCUCUUUUUAUAAACAGUGCAAGCCAAAACAGAAUAACACUUGCUCUGAUCUAUUUCCUAGUUUCCACUUGCUCUCUGGUUAGAUUUUUCCUCAA